This is a messenger RNA of Myxocyprinus asiaticus (Chinese sucker), 4435 nucleotides long. Its product is annotated as interleukin-1 receptor accessory protein-like 1-A. Gene Ontology annotation, molecular function: interleukin-1 receptor activity. Bases 405 to 2555 code for a protein of 716 amino acids. The transcript has 12 exons. The record is from RefSeq and is a predicted model, not a curated record. Gene Ontology annotation, biological process: signal transduction; negative regulation of exocytosis. Lineage: Eukaryota; Metazoa; Chordata; Actinopteri; Cypriniformes; Catostomidae.
CAGGAGCUCUCGCUGUCGGAUACCUGAGACAUCUCAAAUCAUCCCCUUCCUCGAGCCGCAUCUGACCGACGAGCGCACGGCGCGCCACGGAAUGCGCAGGAGCAUCCGACUCUCCGCUGGAUGAGGGCGCGCGGUCAAACCAUGGGACCCCCCUUCUUCAUCUUUGAGUUCUUAUUGCUUUGCGAUGUCAGAGUCAUAGAGACCCCUGGAACCCUUUGAAUUCGUCAUAUGGCAACAUCUGUUUUGGAAUAAACUAUCAUCUGGUGUACAUCUCUCUCUCUCUUCGGAUGGAUGAUUUGGUCAGAUUCCUCAUUCACUGUGAUGCGUGCUCAUUUCAAGUCCAAGUGUCUUAUUGACUGACCGUGGAUCAAUUUUUGGACGUGGGCUGACGGCAGGAGAGGAAGAUGACAGCUCUCAUCCUAGUGCUGUUUCUGUUCUGCGGUGUCUCUGUGUCUCUGACUCUGAAGGUGGUGUCAAAGAGAGGCUCAGUGGACGGCUGCACUGAUUGGUCCGUGGACUAUCUGAAAUACCGAGUGUUACAUGGGGAGCCAGUGCGGAUAAAGUGUGCUCUGUUUUAUGGUUAUAUCAGAGCCAACUACAGCCAGGCCCAGAGUAUUGGACUAAGUCUGAUGUGGUACCGUAGUUCUGGGCUGGGUCAUGGUGACUUUGAGGAACCCAUCUCUUUUGACGGGGUACGCAUGAGCAAAGAGGAAGACGCUAUCUGGUUUCGACCAGCUGAGCUGCAGGAUGGCGGUCUUUAUUCCUGCGUGCUGAGGAAUUCCACGUUUUGUAUGAAGGUGUCAAUGACUCUGUUGGUUGCUGAUAAUGACACAGCGAGCUGUUAUAACUCAAAACUGCGCUAUAGUGAGAAAGCAGAACUGGGCAAGAGUAAAGACAUUACCUGUCCUGAUAUCCAGGAUUAUAUUCAGCCUGGAGAGAAGCUGCAGAUAACAUGGUACAAGGAGUGUAACGUGCAGCAGUGGAGGAGAAGUGUACUACAGACUGCAGACACACUAUCUAUACAAGAAGUGAGGGAGGAUGACAUUGGCAACUACACCUGUGAACUUGUUUUCGGAGGGUUCCAGGUGCGGAGGACGACCGACCUGAGCGUGACAGCUCCUCUGACUGAAGAGCCCCCCAGGAUUCUGUUCCCCUCUGAAAACAAGCUCCUCACAAUGGACGUGCAGCUCGGAAGCAUGCUGAACCUGACGUGCAAAGCUUUCUUUGGGUACAGUGGUGACAUCAGUCCACUUGUUUACUGGAUGAAGGGGGAGAAGUUCAUUGAGGACAUGGACCAGAGUCGUAUUCGAGAGAGCGAAAUUAAGACCAUCAGAGAGCACUUGGGUGAACAAGAAGUGUCUAUUACUCUAACCAUAGAUUCACUGGAGGAAGGAGAUCUGGGGAAUUAUUCCUGUUAUGCGGAAAAUGGCAAUGGGAGACGACAAGCCAGCUUACAGAUCAGAAAACGAGUAGAGCUGAUGUACACUGUGGAGCUGGCUGGUGGGUUGGGUGCGAUUCUGCUGCUGUUGGCCUUGUUAUUGUCUUUAUAUAAGUGCUACAGAAUUGAGCUGCUGCUCUGCUACAGGCAUCAUUUUGGAGGGGAGGAUACAGAUGGAGAUAAUAAAGAGUAUGAUGCAUACCUGUCCUACAGUAAGGUAGAGCUGGAUCAGUGGGGUCGGGAAUUACAGGAGGAGGAGCGCUUUGCUCUUGAGAUCCUCCCGGAUGUCCUGGAGAAACACUAUGGCUACAAACUCUUCAUACCAGACCGAGACCUAAUCCCUACCAGCAGUUUGAGCAGUGAACAUUACCAGGAUGACACACAUCUUCUUAGAGCAUACAUAGAGGAUGUAUCCCGCUGUAUAGACAUGAGCAAACGUCUGAUCAUCGUUCUGACUCCGAGCUACGUGCUACGCCGCGGAUGGAGUAUAUUUGAGCUGGAGUCUCGUCUGCGCAACUCUCUGGUUUCAGGGGACAUUAAAGUGAUCUUAAUUGAGUGUGCUGAUCUGCGAGCAGUCAUAAACUACCAGGACGUGGAGGAGUUAAAACAAUCCAUUAAAUGCCUGAGUGUGGUGCACUGGAACGGCCCCCAGAGCAACAAGCCCGGCUCACGUUUCUGGAAGCAGCUCCGCUACACCAUGCCCUACCGCCGACCCCAGCAAACCCUCACCAACCACACGCUGGACGCCAGCGAACCCGGCCCCUUCGCCGACCUGCAGACCAUCUCGGCCAUCUCCAUGGCGACAGCGACAUCGGCCGCCAUGGCUCCAGCUCACCCCGAGCUGCGGCCGUCCCUGCGGAGCUCGUACCGCUCGCAUUCACUGGCACGCCAGAAACACUCGUACUACCACAGCUAUGACUACGAGCUGCCUUUCACGGCCGGAGGCACGCUGCCACCACAGCACACCUACUGCAAUCUGCCCCUCACCCUCCUCAACGGGCAACGGCCCGUCAACAACAAGACCCUGCGGCAACACAGCCUGGAUGAGCACCACGGCAACAACGCGAUGCUCCCACUGCUGCCUAGAGAGACAAGCAUCUCCAGCGUGAUCUGGUAAUACCAAGAGCAAGACAGCGAACAUACCCAGUUUGGGCUGAUAUAGCCAGUUUAUGCCAGUCCAGACCUGGCUCACAGGACACUAAAUAAGAUGAUGUCACUGGCAUACAGCACAGGACACACUGAGGUUAGUGGGUUCUUGUGAGCAAAAUGAUAAUUCUGUCAGCGGUAAGUGGGUUUGAGGAUGUGUUAGCCGCUAAAUCUUCUUUUGGGCAUUGCUCCAGCAGCAAGUGAUUACAUAGUGCCAUACCAGUCUUAGCUAGCUGGGGCUGUUGGCGUGAACUGAGAAUACAAAGUCACACCACACAGAGGUAUACAGGGUCUUGUGUAAAUGUUAGCAUUAUAUUUGUAGCACCACUGUCUUCCUGUCUCCAUGUUCAGUUUGAUCAUGCCGUCUUUAUUUUUAACACUCAAUGCUUUUUUUACCUCUUUUUUAGGUUUGACAUGGACAUUUGAUUGAGAUUUGUUUUGUCGUUAUCUGCCUUUUUUUAAAUGGACUUAAAAUAUUCCUUGUUUGAUUCUACUAAUGUCAUUUUGCUUGAAAGCUACUGCCUUUUGUUCUGUCUCUAUUUCUGUUGUCCAAUGUUAAGGGAUGUAUUUAUGGUUUUAAUUGCAAAAAUUGUAAAGAAAUAUAUCACAAAUUAUGCAAAAUAUAUGAAAGCUUAAAGGGGUUAAUAGAGGUGGUCAGAGAGCGGUGCUUUCUUCUUUCAGCCGAUGUGCAAAAGGAACAGCACCCUUUCUCAAAUACUGAAGGGGAUUUUAAAUGACAAGAAAACUAUUUUUAUAUCUGAAGAGUGCUGUUUCUCCCUAAUACCACAGGGUCACUGGGACAAUGGGACUGAGGACUCUUAUAUGUGAAUCUGGGUAUUUUCUACAGUUUGUUACAUUGUUCUCAUUUGUGAAAAAAAAAAGAGAGAGAGAGAGAGAUUAUGAAACAAUAAUCAAUUGCAUUUUUAUGUUUUGUUCGAUCUUUCACUUAUUGAUAGUUUAGGACUUUUGACCCACCAACAGACCUUUUCAGCUUCUUCACAUUUCUAAUCUGUUUAACUCUCAGUCUAAUGUCUUAACUCACAGGUUAAAUGCUUGUCUUUUUCUCCUCUAGCUGCUGUGUAACUCAAUACAUGCUGGCAUAUUUCAUAGAGGAACACAGACCUGUAUACUUGCAUUCUCGUUUAGAGUGUAAAAUUUAAAAACUCUGCUUGAACACAUACAAUGUGAUUCAAUACAUUCCCAAAGUAAACACUAUAUAUUUGUUGUAUCUUUCCUAAUGGCAGCAUGUACUGACUCUAAAGGGGAAAAACACAAAGCUAGAAUCAUAAUGUCAGAAUCAAGAGGUUUGAAAGAGGUCUAACUAUAAAAAAAUAUUUUUUAAAAUAUCUGAAACUAUUCCAUAAUUUGCUUUCUGUCUUACUUUGUUUUUUGUUUUUUUACAAAUUCAGUUGCAAAAAAAAAGUUGUUUAUGAAAUAAUUAGGAUUGUGUAUGAAUGUUUACCUCUUGAGUAUGCAUAGAGACUAGCUGUGUAUUCUUAUUUGAAUAUUUACUGUAUUAUGAACAACGGCUAUCACAGAGAGAAUGUGGAAUCUCUCUAGAAGCACAAUCAUUUUUCUUUUUAUAUUGUUUCUCACUGUGUACAGUAAAGUCACGAACCACUAGAAACUGGUCAGUGAAAUUGUGUGCUUUUGCUUGGUUGGAAACAUUAGGCCUGGAAUAAAGCCUGAGAGGCUUCCCUGUAUGCAACACACAAGGUAACAGCCCAAGGUGAGUUGCUAAAAACUUGAGCAAGUUAUAUAAUACUGGAUACUGCAGUUGAAUAGGUAAAACCCCUUUCAUCAAACUGAUUCCUUGGUAUAUGACCUCCUUUUUAAAUAAAAAAAUCAAAG